AUGAUCCAUAAUAUUUUUGACGCUGAAAUAUUGAAAAUAAAUUGCUCAUCAAGGUGGAGUACCAUUAAUGGAUGGUGGACUGAGAUUGAUACUAUAUGUAUGGUCAAUGGUAAUCAGUUUCGACCUGAUGUGGGUGGUUGGAACCCUAAACCAACACUUGAUCAAAGGCGUACUCCUAUUAUUAGUUCAAAUCCACCGCCAUUGUUAUGGAUUGAGACGAAGAUCUUAUUCCUUAUCUCCAAAGCUAUGCAACUAUUUCUUGACAAUCGGCUAAAUCAAAUAUUUAUUGGUGACCUAUGA
Molecule: messenger RNA, 300 nt
Organism: Ambispora leptoticha
Lineage: Eukaryota; Fungi; Glomeromycota; Glomeromycetes; Archaeosporales; Ambisporaceae
Source: the annotation of a GenBank genome assembly